Molecule: messenger RNA, 3139 nt
Organism: Olea europaea var. sylvestris
Lineage: Eukaryota; Viridiplantae; Streptophyta; Magnoliopsida; Lamiales; Oleaceae
Exons: 4
Coding region: 252-1187 (311 amino acids)
Source: RefSeq, a predicted model, not a curated record
UAUAUUGUACUAUUAUAUUUCUAAUAUGAAACUAUAAAAAUAUCAUAAAGUUUCAUACAAUUGUAACCAAUUAUCCUUUCCAUCACAAUAUAUAUAUACAGUUUCACAUCAAACACAAAACACAAUGGUUCAAAUAGUAUAGAUAUAAUACUAAAUUUUUUUUUUCAUGAAGUUGCAGUUUCUAAAAUGUUAUUCAUCAUCAUGAACAAGAUUAUCCAGUUUUUAAAAAAUUAUGUUAAAUUAGUAUAUGAAUGAAUUUGUUGACUACUAAACAUUUUUUUUAUUACUUUUUGCAGAUGUCACUAGAAUACAUAUUAUCUCCAAAUCAAUGGUUCUCUGCUACAAUUACUCAAUUUGCAAAUCAUCAAUAUUUUAAAGAUUUUGUAGAACUUAUAAAUGCAGAUGAUCAAGCCUCUUUAUUGUGCAGUCUAUUCCAUGGAUUCAUUUGUGGAAAUAUGAAUAAGAAGCAAAACGACAAAUUUAGCAGCAAGUUAACACAUGAGUUCAUAAUAAGACUUAUAAACUGUGGUAAAAAUAACGAAGUUUGGGUACAACUAGACGAUCGUGUAGCUUGUUUUGGCCUACAAGAAUUUUGUUUCAUAACUGGAUUGCCAUGUCAUGAACCUACUGUUGAUCUAAAUUUUAGUAAUACUCGACUUAGAGAUGAAUACUUCGAUGGUUCAAAACGAAUAACUAUGAUAAGACUUUCUGAAGUAUUUCAUAUAUGUGAAGAUCGAGAAGAUAAAUUUAAGUUGGGAUUAGUUAUGUUUGUUGAAUGUGUUUUAAAACCAACUAGAAGACACAUCGAUUACAGAACUCUUGGAAUGGUUGAACAGCUUGAUGAAUUUCUUACGUAUCCAUGGGGACGUAAGGCAUAUUUUGUUCUAUUACAUUCAUUACAAGAAUCACAGCUUGAAAGAAUACGAAGAAUGCAACAAAAUAACCAAGCAGAAUGUAAAUAUUCAUUGCAUGGUUAUCCACUUGUAUUCCAGUAUUGGAUAUACGAAGCUUUUCCUAAAAUUGGACUACAAUUUGGUCACCGUAUCCGUACAAGUUUAAAAUGUCCACAAAUGCAUAAAUGGCAGCCUCAAAUGGUAUUAGCGGAAAAUGUUAUUAAAGAAUUUUUAGCUAUUGAAGAGGUAUGUUCAUUUCAGUAUACAAUUAAAUAUAUGUUUUAUUCUUUAUAAAUAAAUUUUAGAGAAUACGUCUGAUAUUUUAUUACAAUAUUACAAUUAUAGAUUACAGUAAUUGCAACGUUAAAUCCUACUGAAGCAGAAUUGGAAAUAUUCUGGUAUACAACUCUUUCACUGCCAAUUGACAACCAACAUUGUACACUAGACAACAUUGUCAAUGGUGAAUUGGAAAAUACAACAGAACAAAUUCGAGCAUAUAACAUACAUCCACAAGAAACAACUGUACACAGUUCAAAUAGAAUUAAAUCUACUUCUUCUGGUACUUCAGACUAUGUAACUAAACAAGAUAUGGAACAGAUGUUCAAUGUACACAGACAAGAUGUCUUUGGUUUCUACGACAGCUUGAAAACGCAGAUGAUUCAAGAAGCUCAGUAUCUUACGAUUCUUGAAAAUCAACAAACUCUCUGUCAGACACUUCUUGACAAUCAAAAACAAUUUUUUGAAGUGCAGCAAAAAAAUCAAUAGGAAUAUUUUCAGGGCAUACAAUCUGACAUGCAUUCUUAUGUGGAUACCAGUUUCGGUUUAAUGAAGUUUUACAUUGAUGAACAAAAUCGAAAUAUGCAGAAUCAGUUAACCAACUGGAAAUCACAUAUGGAAUCAAUUGUAGCCUCUGUACAACAUGAUUUGCCCUCUCCAACAAAUCAAGCUGAAUUUGAAAUGCCUUCAACAUCUGAACAUGCAGAAGACGUCGAAAGAUCAACAAGAGAAAAAAAGGUAAGCAAAAAGAGACACAAUCUCCAUCACCAACGGCAACGAAUACUUUAGAAGAUUAUAACAUCGACAAAUACAAAAACAUUAGAGAAUGGAUAUCAGAAAAUCCAUCAGAUGCAUAUUGGAAAGAUGAAAUCGGCAAUCAAUACGCAAGACAUUCGCUGAUAAAUAUAAUAAAUCAAAUUAAAGAUAUAAAUAUUGUGGUAAGUCAAUUUUAGCAAUCUUAAUUAAUUUUACUUCGUUAUUAAUAUAGCUAAUUUAAUUUUUUUUACUAGCAUAUUAAUAUAGAAUUAAAGCGUUGCGAAGACUCAUUCAUGAUACAUCUUCCCCGGUUUCCAAAGAAUAUGCAAUCAUGGACUUUCGAUUCGAGAAUGAAUGUGUUCAUUGGUACACAACGAUCAAACAAGGAGCAAUCGUUUCUGUGAAUAAUUUCCAGGCAUUAGAGCAAUACACAAAAGGAGAAUCACCUACAUUUGCUCGACCCUGGAUAACAUACAACUAUUUAUUGAUUACAGUCGCAUAUCCAGGCAACAGUUGGUUUAUUUUUCUUGUUAAUUUUGAAAAGUGAAAAUUUCAAGUAUAUGAUUGCAGCCACAACAUUCAUACGCCAAAUACAAUCAAGUUACGUGCAGCCCCAGUUUUGGAUGUAGAACAAUCAUUAUUAAUAGCUACUGACAUUUUCUUCGGGAAGCCAAAUUUACAAAACCAUAGAAAUAAACGUAUGAAAUUGGAAAUCAUACCGUAUCUACCUUGUCAAAAUAAUGGGUAAGUAUCUCAACAAUUUACUUUAAUAUUUAUUUUUCUAUUCAAUUUUAUUUUACAUUUAUAGCAUUACUAUAAAAUAACUUCAAACUAUUUUUUCUGUAGGCCAAACUCUGGAGUUCUUCUUCUCAAAUACAUUGAAUGCUUCAUUUUCGGAAAUCCAUUAGAAGCAGUUUCAACUGAGAAAAUACGUUUAUACAGACGAAAAAUUAUCACAAAUAUCUGUCAAAAUGAAUAUUUUUUCCGUCCAUAUUUAUCAUAACCAUAACAAAGAAGGUAUGCCCUAUCAUGAUUGAUGUUGAAACCAAGAAGAAAAAGCUUUUCAUCACCCAUCAUGUAAGUAUCAUGUAUUCAAAUAUCAAGUAUAUCAAAGAAUUGCCGUUUUAACAAUUUCUUAUCAAUGUUUCAUUUUCUUCCUUUUGUAAUAACGCUAUUAACUUUUGAAAGUGAUCAUUAUAAUCUUAUUUUUAUUU